AUGUUAACAACAUCAAAAGAAAUCAACUUAAAGAACGAGGUGUACUUCCGCUGGGGCGGUGGCACCGUGGUCGUAUGGCUGCAGAACGCCGCGGGGUUCGCGCGGUGGGGGCCGACCGACGAGCGCGUGGAGGCGUUGCUGGACGCGUGGCGGCCGCGCGCCAAGUUGCGGACCCCGCCCCCUGCGCCCGCAAACGCCCCGCCCGCCACGCCCGCGCCCGCAGACGACGCCGCGCAUCCGCCGCCCGGGCCACACGCACCGCACGCGCCGCACACGCCGCACACGCCGCACACGCCGCACACGCCGCACACGCCCGCCGACAAGCGCAGCUAA
Pararge aegeria (speckled wood butterfly) is the source of this 333-nucleotide messenger RNA. RefSeq names its product predicted GPI-anchored protein 58. Lineage: Eukaryota; Metazoa; Arthropoda; Insecta; Lepidoptera; Nymphalidae. Bases 1 to 333 code for a protein of 110 amino acids. The record is from RefSeq and is a predicted model, not a curated record. The transcript is spliced from 2 exons.